GAUCCAUCUCUGGGCGUCGCUGCGACGUCUUUCGGCGUCAGGACAUCGUCGAGGUUGGAGACCGUGGGCAGCGCUGCUGUAGCGGCAGCCUCUGGCACGUGAAGCACCUCCGACUUAGGCGCUGGUUUUUGGGCUACGUACGGCGCGAACGAGGUACAACGUUUCGCACGUACGGGCCACUCCAGCAGCCGUUACUUGAAUUUCGGUCGGACCUCACAGCUGCGCGCUUGUAACAGAGCGCAGCCUCUGGUGACAGCUUUUGGAGAGACGCUACAGCAGCCCGUGGACACAGCCAGCAGCAACUACAGCGGGACCUACAGACGUGACUUUAUUCAACCUCUGGCACAGCAAGCAGCGGCAGCAGCCGCUGACACAGCCACCAAAGCAGCGUCUGACACAGCGACCAUAGCAGCCUCUGCUACAGCAACUACAGCAAGAACUAUAUGAGCUUCUGACACAGCAAGCGGCAAAUGCAGCCUCUUCUGAUAAAGCGACUAUAGCAGCCUUUGACACAGCGCACGCCGAUAGCAGCAUCUGACACAGCGACCGUAGCAGCAUUCUGAUACAGCAACUACUACAGCAGGAACUUCAGCAGGAACUUUUCGUGCUUCUGACACAGCAAGCGGCAACUGCAGCCUCUUCUGGCACAGCAGCCAUAGCAGCGUCUGACACAGCGACCAUAGCAGUCUCUCCUACAGAAAGCGGCUAUAGCAGCUUCUGCAGGAGCGACAACUACAGCAAGAACUUCAGCAGGAACCAUAGCAGCGUCUGACACAGUCACCAUAGCCUCCUCUGCCACAGCGAGCAGCUACACUGUCACGUGACAGCUACCUGUGAUGGUGAUGGUGGUGAUGGCGGUGGUGUGCAGUUCGCUCCGUCGUUGCUUCUAGCGCUCCUUUACUUAACCCCUCGAGCCGUGUAACCGCCAAGGCUUUCGAGAGUCGGAGUUGCGCUAACUCACCUGCGUGGCCACAUCAACCUCCUCUGCAAACCCUCUCGCCGUGCCCACAACCCGGCUCGACCCACAGGCCCGGGCGCUCAACGCGGACGAAAGAAUGCCGAGGCAGAAGCGGAGCUCGGCGGAGGCCAACAAGGAGACGCCCAAGGGCCUGCCGAAGAUGGAGGAGCGGCCGGAGGACCGGCUCAUCCGAGAGAAGCUCAAGAGCACCUGCAUGCCGUCGUGGAAGCACGAGUGGCUCGAGAAGAAGGGCAAGAGGGGGCCCAUGGUGGUGAAGCCGCCGGCUGCGUUGGAGCCGUCCAGGGGUGCCGAGGGGCGGACGGACGGCAAGGCGGAGCGAAGGAAGCGCAGCCCCUCGCCGUGCUCCACCAACGGGGCCUGCGGUGGCGGCGCCGGCGGCAGCAGCAGCCGGCCCGCACUGUCUCCUGGCGAGCGUAAGCGCCGUACGUCGCCCGCGCCGAGCGGACGGGUGACCCCUCCGCGGCGCGCCCCCUCUCCCGACGGGCUGUCCCCCUACGGCCCCGAGGAGACGCAGCGGCGAGUCAGCAUGGUGAUGCGCGCCCGCCUCUACCUGCUGCAGCAGAUCGGACCCAACUCGUUCCUCAUCGGCGGGGACUCUCCCGACAACAAAUUCCGCGUCUUCAUUGGCCCCCAGACGUGCAGCUGCGGCCGUGGCACCUUCUGCGUGCACGUGCUGUUCGUCAUGCUCCGGGUGUUCCAGGUGGAGGCCACCGACCCCAUGCUGUGGCGCAAAACACUCAAGAACUUUGAGGUUGAGAGCCUCUUCCAGAAGUACCACACGCGGCGCAGCUCGCGCAUCAAGGCGCCGUCCCGCAGCGCCAUCCAGAGGAUGGUGGGGCGCAUGAGCACCUCGCAGGCCGCCUCCUCGUCCGCCGCGGCCAACGCGCAGGUGCUGGCCGGCGCCGACGCCAGCAAGGACGAGGCGGAGGAGCAGACGUGCCCCAUCUGCCUGCUCGAGAUGCUGGACGAGGAGAGCCUCACCGUGUGCGAGGACGGCUGCCGAAACAAACUACACCACCACUGCAUGUCCAUCUGGGCAGAGGAGUGCCGCAGGAGCCGCGAGACGCUCAUCUGCCCUCUCUGCCGCUCCAAGUGGCGCUCCCACGAGUUUCACAGUUAUGAAGGCGCGAGCUCGGUCGACACCCAGCCGCAGGCCCAGGUGCAGGCGCCGCCACCGCAGUCCCCGCACGGCGCCACCGCUGCCGCCAACAACCGGCAGAUGGACAACGAGGCGGCGCUGCUCCACUACGGCGCCCAGCCCAUCCCCGUGGCGUACCGCGGCAUCGCCGAGCCCUGGAGCCAGGUGUUUGGCGUGGAGCUGGUGAGCUGCCUCUUCUCGCGCCACUGGAACAUCCGCGAGAUGGCCAUGCGCCGCCUCUCCCACGACGUCACCGGCUCGCUGCUCCUCGCCAACGGGGAACUGCGCGGCGCAGCCGCCACCGCCGCCGACGGCGGCGGCGGCGGUGGCGGCGGUGGCGCCACCGGCGGCGCCGCCGCUUCGGGUGCCGGCGGGGGAGGAGCGGGAGGAGGGGGAGCGGAGGGCGGCCCCCCCCGGGACGGGCCGUCGGACCGCUCGGCGGGGGCCGUGAUGGAGUGCUGCUGCAGCGUGCUGUCCAUGGUGUGCGCCGACCCCGUCUACAGGGUCUAUGUGGCCGCGCUGAAAACGCUGCGCGCCAUGCUGGUGUACUCCUUCUGCCAGAGCCUGGCGGAGCGAGCGCGUCUCCAGAGGCUGCUGAGGCCCGUGGUGGAGGCCCUACUGGUCAAGUGCGCCGACUCGCACAGUCGGACGAGCCAGCUGUCCAUCUCAAGCCUCCUGGAGCUCUGCAAGGGACAGGCCGGGGAGCUGGCAGUGGGCAGGGAGCUGCUCAACUCCGUGUCGCUGGGCCUCGGAGGCCUGGACUUUGUGCUCGGCUGCAUCCUGGGCGCCCAGACCUACUACGCCAACUGGCAGGCACUGCUCGGACGCCUUUGCUUCAUCGACCGCCUGCUGCUCGAGUUCCCCACCGAGUUCUACCCCCACGUGCUCGCAGAGGGCGAGGGGGGCGCAGAGGGCAUCGCCCUGGACAGGUAUGACAAGCUGCUGUCCCUGCUGAACUUCACGCUGAAGUCGCUGGACAGCUCCCACUCGGUGGUGGGCAAGGUGUCGGGCCGCGUCGUGCUGGGCGCCGCCCGCAUGGUGGCGCAGGUGCCCCACGUCUACCAGCGGCUCGUCGAGAUGCUCGGCGAGACGGGCAGCCACCCACACCAGCACCAGCACCAGCAGCAGCAGCAGCAGCAACAGGGCCAGCAGCAGCAGCAGCAGCACGUUCACUACCACCCGCAGCUCCAGCUGCAGAUGCAGCAGCCGUUCUUCCAGCUGCACAACGCGCCGCCGCACCACCACGACGCGAGCACGGCGCGCCUGCAGCGCCGGCUGCUGAGCCUGGCCGAGGAGAUGGGCGUCCUCGACUGCAUACAGGGUCGUGACGACGCGGGCGACGGGCGAUUCGAAGGCUUCGUCGAGCCGUCGGCCCCCCACAACUCCCCCGCGGGCACCGCCCGCUCCACCCCCAUCGCCUCCCUCCGCAGCGGCGGGGGGACGGCGGCGGCGGUGGGGGGCCUCCCCCCACCGCCGCCGCCUCCUCCUCCCGCGCCUUUCGCGCCGGAGGCGGGCCUCCGGGCUGCUCUUUUACGACACGGCCGUGGCCGCGGCGUCGGGCGCCGUCACCAGGAAUGCCGCGGUUGCUUCGGCUUCAUCGGCGGCGGCGGCGGCGGCGUCCGCCCCCCGGGCCUCCCCCAAAGACGGCAAAAGCGGCGAGCGCCGCGCGGGACGGGAAGCCCGGCGCGCCGGGCGCGGCGCAGGCGCCGGUCGCCAUCGGCCGCGGCCGGCGCCGACGCACCGGCCUUGGCGAGCGCCGCGGGGCAGCCGUCGUCCGUCGCGGGGGGUGGCGUCCCCAAGACUCAUCAGCCGCUCGUAGCGGCGGGAGCAGCAGGUGGCGCUAGCGCUCCGUGCGGUUACUCCGGCCAGCACGGCACAAGGACUCAACCGCAGCAGCUGCAGCAGCAGCAGCAGCACGUGGAUAGGAGCCACGGCCCCGCUCGCAAAGACGGACAGGUCUGCCUGCGCCGUGCUACCACCGGCGCCCGGCGACGCUCACUGCGGCCCUGCGUCGGCGAGAAACAAGCCGGCGGCAGUGGCGACGCCGUCAGUCAAGCACGACGGCGGCGGCGCAACGGCAGCAAGCGGCGGCGUCGUACCCGAGCCUGGUGCAGUUUGCCGAAACCGGCGGCGGCGGCGGCGGCGGCGGCGGCGGAGGAGCCGACGAGAAAGGCGCUGGCGCAGCCAGGCCGGCCGCCGACUGGCACGGUGGCUCGCAGGCGGUGGGUGAGACGAGGGGGCGGGCGCCGGGCGCUGGCAAGCAGACGGCGGCGGCGGCGGCAUCGUCGGGGUGGAAGGACGUCGGCACCGGGAGCGGCGCCGGGCGCCAGGCCCCAGCCGCCGCCCCUCGCCGUGAAGCCGCACGUGGAGCGCGGCUCCCCCGAGCGGCAGAAGAGGCCGAGUGCGUCGCAGCACCGGCAACAGCAGCCGCAGAGCCAGGGGGGCGCCAGCGGCACCGCUCACCGGGUGGCGUCGGUGGCGCCGCCCGCCGCCAAAGAGGAACGACCGGGCGAGCCGGAGGGCCACGGCAGGGACUCGCGAUCGGCGCCGGUGCUGGAGACCGCGUCCCGGCAGGCAUCCGGGCGCAAGUGCAAAGACCGCGGCGGCAAACACAGGGACCCGAAGCAGCCUGCGGGCAAGGAGCCCCGUGGCGCCGGCGUCACCGGCGCCGGUGGCGGCGUCGGUUCGUGGCUGCAGAAUGGUGUCAGCGGGACGUCGCCGGGGCAGGGACGGGUGCAGCGGAGCGACGACGACGACGGUGGGGAGCAGGAGGAGGAGGACUCUCUGCCGGAGACGGUGUGCUUGGGCGCCGGCGACGGUCGUCACGGCGUGACGUUCCACUCCGAGGUCGCCAUGACGAUGAGCCCGGACGGGGGGGCGGAGCCGGGAGACUCGUACCGCGAGGAGGUGGAACGGGACCAGCUGUGCAAGGAGAAGGUGGAGCAGGAGGAGGAGGAGGCGCUGGCGAUCGUCAUGGCCAUGUCGGCGUCGCAGGACGCGCUGCCAGUCAUCCCGCAGCUGCGGCCCGUGGGCACCCUCGACAUCAUCCUCGUGCAGACCGAGGGGAUGGAGAAGAUCCCAGGCCAUGGCAAGGCCCGGCAGCCGUACCGGGAGGGCGCCGAGUGGUUCAAGGGCCAGCAGAUCGGCAUGGGGGCCUUCUCCUCCUGCUUCCAGGCACAGGACGUUGACACCGGCACGCUCAUGGCGGUCAAACAGGUGACGUACGUGCGCAACACGGCGUCGGAGCAGGAGGAGGUGGUGCAAACGCUGCGUGAGGAGAUCCGCCUCAUGAGCCGGCUGGACCACCCCCACAUUGUGCGCAUGCUGGGUGCCACGUGCGAGAAGAGCAACUACAACCUGUUCAUCGAGUGGAUGGCCGGUGGAUCGGUGGCUCACCUGCUCAACAAGUACGGCCCCUUCAAGGAGCCCGUGCUGCUCAACUACGUGGAGCAGCUGCUGCGGGGCCUCUCCUACAUCCACGAGAACCUCAUCAUCCACCGAGACAUCAAAGGAGCCAACCUGCUGAUCGACAGCACGGGCCAGCGGCUGAGGAUUGCAGACUUUGGGGCUGCAGCCCGCCUUGCGUCCAAGGGGACGGGUGCCGGGGAGUUUCAGGGACAGCUGCUGGGCACCAUCGCCUUCAUGGCGCCAGAGGUGCUGCGUGGGCAGCAGUAUGGGCGCAGCUGCGACGUGUGGAGCGUGGGCUGCGUCGUCAUCGAGAUGUCGGGAGCCAAGCCUCCUUGGAAUGCCGAGAAGCACUCCAACCACCUGGCUCUCAUCUUCAAGAUCGCGAGCGCAUCCACGCCGCCCGCCAUCCCAGCCCACCUGUCUCCUGGCCUGCGCGACAUCGCGCUGCGCUGCCUGGAGAUCCAGCCGCUGGACCGGCCACCCACUCGGGAGCUGCUCAAGCACCCGGUCUUCCGGUCGUGGUGACCGCUCACCAGCACCAUCCUCACUCGGGCACCCGGUCUCUUCUGGACGUGGUGACCACUCGCCAUCACCAUCCUGACUUAAGCAUCUGGUCUCUUCUGGACAUGGUGACCGCUCACCAGCACCAUCCUCACUCAGGCACCCGGUCUCUUCUGGACAUGGUGACCGCUCACCAGCACCAUCCUCACUCAGGCACCCGGUCUCUUCUGGACGUGGUGACCGCUCACCAGCACCACCAGCACCAGCACCACCACCCCCCUCACUGAAGCACCCAGUCAGGCAAGGGGGGGGGGGGGGGGGUGCCCACCGUUCACCUUUGACCCCCGACACUGCCUGCCCAGCGGUCCUGCUUGCUUGGCUGCCUGCCCGUCUCAGAUGCAGGAGCCAGUGGCUUUCCCAGUACACUACCUCACACAUCUUCUCUCUGGCGGUCUCACUCUCUUUUGCCCUCAUUCGAGGACAAAAGGUGAGCGGUCCGUGUUUUUAGUGUCCUGUGAAGAGAGA
This is a messenger RNA of Petromyzon marinus (sea lamprey), 6551 nucleotides long. Lineage: Eukaryota; Metazoa; Chordata; Hyperoartia; Petromyzontiformes; Petromyzontidae. The record is from RefSeq and is a predicted model, not a curated record.